CGCAUCAAAGACGCCCACAACACCAAACGACCUCUCCAUAUCUCUUAUAAAGGCAUAGCUCCUCUCUCAUAGCAGCCUCCUCGUUCUGUUAUGCAAGCUUGGCGACGCUUCUUAGUCACAAUCGCUAAGGUCGCAGUGCCAAGUGCCCCCACAGGCCAAUUAGCCACUAACGAGCGAUGGCGUUAUCGGAGCUACGAGUUGCGAAAGGACUAAUGCGACAGGCCUAACGACUAGAGUGUCCAGGAUACAAAAACCAGGCCAUGGAGUGCAUCGCGAAGCCCGUUACACGAACAUCUAGGAGCGUUGCACGCUUGCCGACCGCAUCGUAGUGAUGGCUGACUUAAAAGGUAUCAAAGACGACACACAGAUCGUUGACGAAAGUGGAAGAGGGGCGCCGUAUGAGGCGGAUGUGGGACACGGGGAAUUCAAGCCGCUACAUCGGAAGCUGAAGUCCAGGCAUCUGCAGAUGAUCGCGAUAGGAGGCAUCAUUGGUCCCGGUCUUCUGGUAGGCUCUGGGAAUGCACUUCGUCUCGCAGGGCCGGCAGGUAUCCUGAUCAGCUUCUCUCUUGUUGGUAUCAUUGUCUUCUUUGUUAUGCAAUCACUGGGCGAGCUGGCUACCGUCAUCCCCGUUACUGGCUCAUUCAUCGACUAUGCUUCCCGUUUUUACGACCCUGCUCUUGCCUUUGCCCUUGGCUGGGCAUAUUGGUACCUCUGGCUUACUGUGCUCACCAACGAGUACAACGCCAUCUCGCUCGUCGUUAUGUACUGGACCGACACUGUGCCGCAGUGGGCUUGGAUUAUCAUUUUCUGGACCAUCUUCUUGAGUUUCAGUAUGCUUGGUGUGCUGGCCUACGGAGAAGUAGAGUUCUGGCUCUCCUUGAUCAAGGUCAUAUCCAUCUCCGUCUUCUUUAUCCUGGCGAUCGCAAUCUCAGCAGGAGGUAUCGGACCGCAAAAGAUUGGCUUCAAGUACUGGCAUGACCCCGGUGCGUUUGCAGACUCGAUCAACGGCGUUGCGAGAACAUUCGUUAUCGCAGGCACACUCUAUGCCGGAACGGAAAUGGUUGGUAUCACGGCCGGUGAAUCAGCGAACCCACGCCGUGCGGUACCUCGAGCGAUCAAUCAGGUGUUCUGGCGCAUAUUGAUCUUCUAUGUUGGCAUGAUGUUCUUCAUAGGCAUUCUCAUACCAUACACCGAUUCGCGCCUUCUCGGGAAGGGCUCAAAGGCCGCUGCCUCCCCGCUAACUAUCGCUCUUUCCGACGCGAAUAUCGACCCUGCUGCGCACCUCAUCAACGCUCUCAUCGUCGUCUCGGUCCUCUCUGCUGGGAACUCCUCACUAUAUGUGGCUUCCCGCACCAUUACCCACAUGGCUCGCAACGGCAUGGCGCCGAAGUUCCUUGGCAAAACGGACCAACGCGGCGUCCCGUGGGCGGCCCUUCUCUUCACCAAUGUCUUUGCUUGCAUCGCCUUCCUGUCGCAAUCGUCCUCUGCCGGUACACUGUACAACGCGCUCAUCACCCUGUCCGGCGUCGCGACUUUCAUCGUGUGGGGCGUCAUCGAAUUCGUGCACCUCCGCUUCCGGCAGGCUCUAGUUGCGCAAGGCCAAAGCAUCCACAAUCUUCCCUUCAAGGCGCUGUUGCAUCCGUAUGGCACUUAUGCUUGCUUUGCCGCGAAUAUCUUCCUUAUCUUCUUCCAAGGAUACACCUGCUUCCUCAACCCCUUCUCCGCCCAGGACUUCGUUAUCAACUAUAUCCUUCUUCCCGUCUUCAUUGUCUUCUAUUUCGCGUACAAGUUUUGGAACAAGACGACGAUUGUACGGCCGCAUGAGAUGGAUAUAUGGACUGGGCGCCGUGAGGACAUCAGAAAGAGGGAGGACGCUGAAGGAACCAAGAAAAGCGUUUGGCAUCGGGUCAGGAACGUUGUCGUGGGGUAGUCGCGGGGGAGGAUACUGGAGAAGUAGUUGUUCGACCUUGAAUAUGGCAGAACCAGCAGCAAACCAG
Trematosphaeria pertusa is the source of this 1997-nucleotide messenger RNA. Its product is annotated as amino acid permease. Bases 332 to 1930 code for a protein of 532 amino acids. The record is from RefSeq and is a predicted model, not a curated record. Gene Ontology annotation, cellular component: membrane. Lineage: Eukaryota; Fungi; Ascomycota; Dothideomycetes; Pleosporales; Trematosphaeriaceae. Gene Ontology annotation, molecular function: amino acid transmembrane transporter activity. The transcript is spliced from 4 exons. Gene Ontology annotation, biological process: amino acid transmembrane transport.